Syzygium oleosum is the source of this 2926-nucleotide messenger RNA. RefSeq lists its product as uncharacterized. The transcript is spliced from 3 exons. The coding region runs from base 642 to 2636 and encodes 664 amino acids. NCBI's taxonomy places the organism in Eukaryota, Viridiplantae, Streptophyta, Magnoliopsida, Myrtales, Myrtaceae. The record is from RefSeq and is a predicted model, not a curated record.
UCCGACUCAUUUUGCAAGAACAUCCGCCGUUGUCCCCUCUCUCUCUCUCUCUCUCCCUCUCUCUCUCCGCCUUCGGUGCCGGGGCGCCGCAAGAAUCGCCGGAACCUGGUUGGUUUCGGCAGCGCGAAGCAUUCUCGGGUCGUCAUCAUUUUUGGGUCUGCCCUGUUUUCUCCGGAGGAGGGCCGAGUUCAAGCCGCGGGCAAAUCCGUUCUUGUGAGUUGGCCAUGUGGGUUUGAGAUGCUAAACUGGAAGACUAUUGAAAGGCUGUCACAAUUCAUUAUCUCCAUCUCAAGGCUAUGUAGAGUCUUUUUAGUUGAGGCAGUGAACUAUUCACUCCAGUGUGGUUCGUGGCUUAAGAUAAAUGUUUAAUGUGAUGAUCUACAGCUUCGGUUUCAUCUUGCAACCUCAGCUACUCCUUUGAAGGCUCUUAGCUGGUCUAAAGUGCUCAUCAACAGUGUAGAUUAUUAUCUGAGGAAAUGGAUCGCUGUGACACUUCAGGUUUCGUUAGCGGAGGAGGAAUGCGCUACUCGAUGGACAUGUAAUGUAGAUACAUUUCUUGUUUUUUUUUGCUAAUUUAGACACACCAGAAAUCAGGCAGGCCGCCACACACUGUUUAGAUAAGACACAUCGGUAGUCAUCUCAUGGACCCUAGAUUUCAGAACUUGGGUUUUGCUGCCAAUUCUUCUUCAAAUGCCUUCAAGACAUUGGGCAAUUUACCUCAUGCCCAAGGAACAGGUGUUGAAUAUGGUACCGACACCAUUUUACAACUUGAUUCCCCUGCUUCGCUUUGUCUCUUGUCUGCCUCGAAGGGAGUCAAACGCAAGUGGAAAAUGAUUGAUGGCUCCAUCAACCGGCAAGUUGGCUCGUCCUUGUCUCUUGGGCUAGGUCAGCCUUCAAGUUCCUCGGACAGCAAGGGAAGUUCAGGAACUGCCUGCACUACAACAUCUUCAGCUAAGGAAACUGACGAGGAAUCGUCAAUGGAUCUUGAUCUGGAUUUCACUCUGAGUAUUGGCAAUGAUAAGGCACCUUCCAGGAAGAAAGUUGCUAGUCCUGGUACGAAAGCCUUGGAGUUGCAGCCUAAGGUUGACUUGGAGCUAAGUCUCUCUACUGGGCCUUCUGAGUCUGAUAUAACCUGCAUUCAUCCAAAUUCUUCUCAAAUAUGUUCUGGCCUGGAGAUUCCCUUAUGCAUUGGUGGGUACACAAAUGUAGAUGAAAGAUCAACAUCGAGUUGCUGGAAAUCAGGGAUAUAUUUGGAUCCCUUUCACAAGGUGAACAAAGAUAAUAGCUUCUUUCAGGACCAGGUUUCUGAAAAGACAGAUUUGGUCCCUGCUGUUCCAGACCUGUCUUCAAGCGUAAUAUCUACUCCAAAGAGUUCGAUCACCUGUACCUCUGGCCAGCGAAGUAGUACUUCAAAAAUGUGCCAGGUUGAGGGAUGUGGGAAGGGGGCAAGAGGUGCCUCAGGGCGUUGUAUAUCCCAUGGAGGUGGCAGAAGGUGUCAAAAACCUGACUGUCACAAGGGGGCCGAGGGCCGAACUGUGUAUUGCAAGGCCCAUGGAGGUGGUCGGCGUUGCGAGUUUCUGGGAUGCACCAAGAGUGCAGAAGGGCGCACAGAUUUCUGCAUCGCCCAUGGAGGUGGUCGGAGAUGCACCCACGAUGGUUGCACUCGAGCUGCACGAGGGAAGUCGGGCUUGUGUAUCCGGCAUGGUGGAGGCAAAAGAUGCCAGAAAGAGAACUGCACAAAGAGUGCCGAAGGUCUCUCAGGUCUUUGCAUCUCGCAUGGAGGCGGCCGCCGCUGCCAAUAUACAGGGUGUGCGAAAGGGGCACAAGGGAGCACCAUGUUUUGUAAGGCUCAUGGUGGGGGUAAGCGGUGCACGUUCAUGGGUUGCAACAAGGGUGCUGAAGGGAGCACCCCCUUUUGCAAAGGUCAUGGUGGGGGAAAGAGGUGCGCCUUCCAAGGUGGGGGAGUUUGUUCCAAGAGUGUGCAUGGUGGCACCAAUUUUUGUGUGGCUCAUGGGGGUGGGAAACGUUGCGCUGUGCCUGAGUGCACAAGAAGUGCGAGGGGUAGGACCGAUUUUUGUGUGCGUCAUGGUGGGGGCAAAAGAUGUAAAUUUCAUGGGUGCAGCAAGAGUGCUCAAGGAAGUACGGAUUUUUGCAAGGCGCAUGGUGGUGGGAAGAGGUGCUCUUGGGGACAGCCAGGGUCUGAGUUCGGGGAUCACAAUACUGGUUCAUGCAACUCUUUUGCCAGGGGAAAGACUGGUCUCUGUGCACUCCACAGUGGAUUGGUGCAGGAUAAAAGAGUCCAUGGGGGUGUCAGUGUGGGGCCUAUAUUACAUGGUCAGAAAGUUAUGCAGCCUGAAGAGAUGGAAGAGGUUGCGAAUGGUGAGGAUAUGAAUAUCGAUGUUGGAAAUAUCUGCAAUUUGGAUUUGAACCAAUAUGGGCCCGGUAGUUCGAAAUUGCCCACUGCGCAAGGCCUUCCUGCCGAGUCGACCAUUGCUUCGGAAGGUAGGGUACAUGGUGGUAGUCUGAUGGCAAUGCUCAGUGGUGGCAUGGCUCUUGGCUCGGACAAGGACAUAAGCUUAGAGAGUGAUGCACCCGAAAUAGGAAACUCAUUGAUGGUGCCACAAAGGUGGAUAUAAGCACAUUAGGCAACUCUCUCCUCCAAAUUAUAGUUGCUGAAGUUUCCCUGUAUGUUUUCCAUCUGUCAGUUCUGGUUUGUUUGCGUUAGGUUGUGAGUUAGGUAGUAAUGAUUGAAAAUCUGGAGCAAAACUAAGGGUUAUGAACUCAGUAGUAUAUAGGCAUAGCGUUUGGCAAUUGUGGUUUUCAUGAAUUCUCUUGUACAUGUAUAUUGUUAUCCUCAGGUCCUCAUGUGUAGUGUUUCAUAAUAACGUGUGACAUUUUGGCAAUAAAAUAGCUCCUUUUCACCGUC